Colletotrichum scovillei is the source of this 2952-nucleotide messenger RNA. RefSeq lists its product as uncharacterized. NCBI's taxonomy places the organism in Eukaryota, Fungi, Ascomycota, Sordariomycetes, Glomerellales, Glomerellaceae. Bases 1072 to 2691 code for a protein of 539 amino acids. The transcript is spliced from 2 exons. The record is from RefSeq and is a predicted model, not a curated record.
GUUCAUGUUCGACAACCUCGAAAGUGUUUGUGUAUCCCCGAGGUCGCGCCCGCGUUAUGCUUCUGGCCCAGAAUCUUACCCGCAGCCUCCCGCCAUCCUUGCUUUCUCACUUGUGGCGAUCAAAUCUCCUUGGUCUUAUCCAGAGACCUCGAAUCUCUAGAUGAUUGGCAAGUGCUGGAUAGUGUCCGUCCAAAGAUGGAUGCCUUGCUGGACGGCCCUGUUCGCCCCCAAAGUAGUGGGCGUAAUCAAACAACCUUUUUCUUUCCUUCUUCCGCCCACGCCGUCCACGAAAAUGUCCUAAUUUACCGCCUAGUCCUGCCAUCCCUACGCUGGGACGCCGAGCCUCGAAGAUCAUUUCAGUUCCAAAAGUUUGGUUGUCUCUGAGUUUGCUGCUCUGCUGGCAAUCGCCGGGCUGUCCGGACCGCCAAGACUUUCCCGUACAAUUCAUACGCCAGAACCUCCCCCCUGACUUCGUCUCAGAAUCGCUGCGUUGACCUUUGACGAGGGUUCUUAACUCUCUUCGUCCCGUCUCUGAGCUUUUCCUUCUCCACGAUUUUUAUGCUUCUGGCCUUGCCUAAUCUUUUUGCCUCUUCUUCUGGACCGGGAUUGGCUUGUGAGGGAAAAGAGUUGCGCAGCGGGCGAUUCCAUCACCGACCAAAAUAAGUGCCCGCCCUUUGCCGCCUCGGCCACCGUCCCCUGGGUUGCUCCGGCGAGAAAAGGCAGCUUACGAGUCGUCGCAACAAAACACAAAGUCUAUUUUCGUUCUCGCCCAACCCACUUGUGUCCACAGAUCGCAGGAGUUGUUUACUCACCCUGCCAAAAAGGAGGAGGUCUGAGCUCAACGGCCGGUUCGAGCGUCAUCUGAUAUAGCGCGGGGUGUUCGCUCAAGUUCCUGCAGAGGGACUAAGAUCGGUUCCCUUCACCUGUACUCAUACCGAGAGGGCCGUUGAAGGGUUUUUGAAUUUAUACCUUAUUUCCCUUCUUGUCGCUUCAUUUCCUUCACAACAUCAGCACGAGGAGCAAGCGAGAACAGCAGUAAGAGAGCGGAAACUCAACAGAAGCCAAAGGACCAUGGGUCCGACUCACGACCACACCAUGAUCGCAAACCAAUCUCGAUGGACAGUACUGAGGAAUGGCUCCUCUCGCCGGUCAAAAGUACUCAUUGGUGCCUUCUUCAUCUUCUUAUUAUCCGCGAUCUUCGUACUGCAGCCGCACUGGCACGUCGCCAGCUCCGGACUGCCAGUGCCUAGCUUACACCGACCUACGCCAGAGUCUACACCGAAGGCGCCGGCCGGGAGCAAUGGUGGCGAUAAGAGCGCUGACUCACGUACAGCUGUUUUGACGCCGGACGCUGACGGGGUCCUCUUGUCCGCGGGAACGCCUAUUUUCACAUCGCCUAGCGGUCGUCACGCUCUCGUUCUGCAGGAUGACGGAGACCUGGUUCUCAACAGGGUUGACGAUGAUGGCAGCUCUCAUGCCGUGUGGUGGACCGCGACAGGUGAUUUGCACAAGGGCGGGCGCACAGUAAUUCUUGAGAAUAAACAAGGCCAUGUUCGUAUCGUAUUAAAUGCCAUGUUGAAGAAUACGUGGACGACGGUUUGGCAUAGCGACCUCGAACCGGCCUGCAAGAAGACACAGGGAGGCAUCAUGGGACGGAGCGAGGACGGCGGGUCGCAAGCAAUCGCCAAGUCGAAGAGAAGCUCCGGUCAACUCGAGCUAUCGGAUACGGGGAGACUAUCGAUUCCUGGGCUAUGCGAUUUGUACGUGCCACCGAGUGAGCGCGAAAAGGAGCGCAGUCUGGCUGUCAUCAUUGCCGGCCUGUACAGGACCAACCACGUUACCUGCAAGACGCACAUGUCAGAGCUCAUCGCCGACCAUCCGGCUUUCUCGAGGAUCGACGUCUUCGCAUACAUGCUCUACGAGCCUGGUGACAUAGAUGUGUUCAACCGAACCAGGGAGUCCAUUGAAGCGAACCUCAGGGAGUGCUACGGCUCACACCUGCGAUCGGUCGACGUUUUGCCUGUGAGCGAGACGGAGGUGAAAUAUCCCGGCGGCACGGAGGCGAUGGCGACGACACCAUGUGGCGAAAGACUGGGCAGGUUGAACAAUCAGCUGAGAACCGUAUCGUUGGCGGCGGAGAGAUGGUGGGCUUGGAGUGUCACCAACGGAUACACCCAUGACACGGUACUGCGGAUUCGACCGGACACGUCAUUAUGGGCGAGACCACAAUUCAAGACGCUGGAGGAGCUGGGCCCAAACACACUCAUUCUGCCUCACCCUCGAGGUGAACACUACUUCUACUGUGCGCGUAUGAGCGGACGUGUGGGUGUCGGACCAACCGAUCAAAUCGCGUACGGAAGCGCGGCGGCCAUGGGCCACUGGCUCUACAUGUACGACCGGUUUCAACAGAUGGUCGACCUUGCAGCAACUCCCUCUCGGCCGGCGCUCCGCGACUUCUCGGGAUGCGAGGUUAUGCCGUCAGGUCCCCUGGCAAGCGACUGCCCGACGCCGGCGCCUUGCUCAAUAGAGUGUCUCGUGGCAUGGUUUCUCGAGGCCCGCGGUGUGGACUUCCACAUCGAGUGGGGAUGGGAGCAGAACCCAUUGAGAUGGAAAGACAUUGGCCAACUUGGCGCAGAGGAAGAGAGACUGGCCGAUCACGACGACGAGGACGAUGGGAUGACGUGGGGAUGAAGUUGGUCGAGGCGAGGUUGUAGGAGAGGUGGCGCAUCUUUCUUUUGUCUCGUUGAUUUCUGGAAAGCGUGGUGUUUGGGUGAUUUGGGAAGGUCUUGAGAUUCAAGUACCUGAAUAGAGAUGUAUAAGUGAAGGAGAGAGCGACUGGUGGGUACUUACCCUAUGCAUUUGGCUUGAAGGUUACCUGGCGUCAACAAUUGGAAAGAACACCCCGGAAGCGGAAGGAACCGCGACAGCAUAUUACCUUACCUUACGGCAGGG